Molecule: messenger RNA, 813 nt
Organism: Orbilia oligospora ATCC 24927
Lineage: Eukaryota; Fungi; Ascomycota; Orbiliomycetes; Orbiliales; Orbiliaceae
Exons: 4
Coding region: 1-813 (270 amino acids)
Source: RefSeq, a predicted model, not a curated record
AUGCAUUUCUCAUCGGCCCUCGUUUCAUCUUUGUUGGCUGUCGGGUUCGUCUGUGCCAGGCCACAGGGUCAAGUAGUGAAUUCUGUCCCUGCAACCGUCACACGCGAAAACGUGGAAGCUAGGAAAUGGGGAAACAUGCGCAUGUGUUUGGAGAAAAAGAACAAUUCUAAGUAUUUCGCCGACACUUGCUUGACUAGCAAGCUGUCUAAUGGAUUGAAUCGCCUCGACAUGCAGGCGGGCCUCGCUGCGGGGAAAGUGGCUCCAUCUUCUAAAGCUGUGUGGAGUGCCUUCAAGGUUACGGCGAAUCCCUUAGGAGAUUAUGAGCGUCCUGGCUCAAAGGAAUACUCCUUCAUGAUCGUAAAUGAAGGCAUCAGUCGUAACAGCAAGCCUCAAUGCCUCACCUGGGAGAAGGUUCCACCCUACGAAAAACUUGAAGCUGUAGAGAAAGUAUUGGGCAAAGCUCUGCCAACGAAGUCCUACUGGCUUGGUGGUGUUACAGUCCAAGACUGUGCCUUUCCAUCUAGUUGGAAAAGUUCGAGCACCACCAUUCAGCUUACGGACACUGCCUUCCGCCAACUAUUCUGGUCAAAAGUCGAAGGAACUGGGAAAAGUGAAAGGCGAAGAAUCAUUCCGCGAGUUUUUGCAGGAGGUUCGUGGCCAGGCGAUAUUUGCAAUGGGUCUCUUGGUAUCUUUGAUAGCCUGGAAACCGGCAAAGAGCCAGACUAUCUCAAGUCUAUUACGACAGCUGUUACUGGGAAGACCAGCAUCGGGUGGGGUUGCACUCCACAAAAGUGGUCGUUGGUUGCUAGUUAG